Molecule: messenger RNA, 1143 nt
Organism: Saccharomyces mikatae IFO 1815
Lineage: Eukaryota; Fungi; Ascomycota; Saccharomycetes; Saccharomycetales; Saccharomycetaceae
Gene: PMI40
Product: mannose-6-phosphate isomerase PMI40
Exons: 1
Coding region: 1-1143 (380 amino acids)
Biological process (GO): GDP-mannose biosynthetic process; carbohydrate metabolic process
Cellular component (GO): cytosol
Molecular function (GO): mannose-6-phosphate isomerase activity; zinc ion binding
Source: RefSeq, a predicted model, not a curated record
AUGGGUACUCACAGUAAGAUGCCAUCUUACAAUCAUGAGUCUAAGGAAUCCCUGAGAGAUAUCAUUUCCAAGGACCCCUCUGCUAUGUUAGGUAAGGACAUAAUUGAUAAGUUCCAUGCCACGAAUGAGUUGCCCUUUCUUUUCAAAGUCUUGUCCAUUGGAAAAGUCUUGUCCAUUCAAGCUCAUCCCGACAAGGCUUUAGCUAAAACAUUACAUGCUCAAGAUCCUAAGAACUAUCCUGAUGAUAACCAUAAACCUGAAAUGGCCAUUGCUGUUACUGACUUCGAAGGAUUUUGCGGGUUUAAGCCAUUGCAAGAAAUCGCAGAUGAGUUGAAACGUAUCCCUGAAUUACGCAACAUUGUUGGUGAAGAAACUUCCCAGAAUUUUGUUGAUAGCAUUCAACCCUCCGCUAAGAAAGGUUCACCAGAAGAUGAACAGAACAAGAGACUCUUGCAAGCUGUUUUUAGUAAAGUCAUGAACGCUUCCGACGACGAAGUUAAGACUCAAGCCCGCUCUUUGGUCGAGAGAUCGAAAAAAUCUCCCUCUGACUUUAACAAAUCAGACUUACCGGAAUUAAUUAGAAGACUUAAUGAACAGUUUCCCGAUGACGUCGGUUUGUUUUGUGGAUGUUUGUUGUUAAAUCAUUGCAGAUUGAACGCCGGUGAAGCCAUCUUUCUAAGAGCCAAGGAUCCUCAUGCUUAUAUAAGCGGCGAUAUCAUGGAAUGUAUGGCUGCUUCCGACAAUGUUGUUAGAGCGGGCUUCACUCCAAAGUUCAAGGACGUUAAAAACUUAGUCUCCAUGUUGACUUAUACAUAUGAUCCUGUGGAAAAGCAAAAAAUGCAGCCUUUAAAAUUUGACAGAUCUUCAGGCGAUGGUAAGUCGGUAUUAUAUAACCCUCCAAUCGAGGAAUUUGCUGUAUUAGAAACUACUUUUGAUGAAAAACUUGGUCAAAGACACUUUGAAGGUGUUGAUGGUCCAAGUAUCUUGAUCACUACAAAGGGUAAUGGUUACAUCAAGGCAGAUGGCCAAAAAUUAAAGGCGGAACCAGGCUUUGUCUUUUUCAUUGCUCCCCAUUUACCUGUUGAUUUGGAAGCUGAAGAUAAGGCUUUUACUACAUAUAGAGCCUUUGUGGAACCCAAUUAA